Molecule: messenger RNA, 453 nt
Organism: Juglans microcarpa x Juglans regia
Lineage: Eukaryota; Viridiplantae; Streptophyta; Magnoliopsida; Fagales; Juglandaceae
Product: blue copper protein-like
Exons: 2
Coding region: 1-453 (150 amino acids)
Cellular component (GO): plasma membrane
Molecular function (GO): electron transfer activity
Source: RefSeq, a predicted model, not a curated record
AUGGCCUCUACCCAAUUCAUCUUCUUUGCCAUUCUAGCCAUUCUUGCCCCUUCAAUCUUGGCCAAAGAGAUUAAAGUUGGUGAUGACAAGGGUUGGACUAUUAACUUUGAUUAUCAAGCUUGGGCAAUGGGAAAGGAGUUCGUUGUUGGUGAUAAACUCGUUUUCAUCUACCCACAGGGAAACCACAAUGUCAUUAAAGUGGAUGGCUCUGGCUUCCAACAAUGUGUGGCACCUGCUAAUACCGAGCCUCUGACCACCGGAAAUGAUGUGAUUAACUUGACAAGUCCGGGACAAAAAUGGUACAUCUGUGGUGUUUCUAAGCAUUGUGAGAGUGGAAACCAGAAGCUUGCCAUAACAGUGGCAGCUGAGUCUUCUUCUUCUCCUCCAUCAGCAGUAAUGGGAAGCGUUACGUUACUGGCUAUUAUAAGCAUCAUUAUGAUGAUGAUGGUUUAA